ACUGAGAAGUCGUCACUAUACAGUCUAACGUGCGCUAAAUACCAAAUACACGAAUAAACGGCUCGAGUCUACAGUAGUACAGACGUACAGUACCUAUUAUUAUAGUCAGUACUACAAUUGUACUUAUGCCGUAUGGUUCCGAGUUGGGAUACCUACAUUAAUCGUGCAUUUCUAUAAUUUAUUUUUCUAGAAAUCAAUUCAAAUCGAUCUUUUUACUUUUCAGUCGUAAACGCUACUUGUAAUUUUUUACUAAAGUAUAAUAAAUAAUAAUACUAUACGACAGUCAUUUUUCAGACAGGUAAAAAAUAUUUUAUUCGACUAUACAUUCGGAGAAAUAAAAAUGACAUCGAUACCGAAAAACGUAAAAUUACGCCGAGAACUGGGUCUAUUCAGUGCCGUCUGCCUCAUUAUCAGCGUAAUGUUGGGAUCGGGAAUAUUCGUGUCUCCAGCCAAUGCGUUAAAAAACACAGGAUCUGUGGGCAUGUGUCUGAUCAUUUGGGCGUCUUGCGGGCUGUUAUCGCUUUUAGGUGCCAUGUCGUACGCCGAACUUGGCACGGUGGUAAAUAAGUCGGGAGGCGAGUUCAGUUUCUAUCAAUCUGCAUUCGCUGAUAUGCAUAAGUUCUGGGGACCUCUGCCGAGUUUCAUAUACUCUUGGGUGAGUAUCAUGUACGUUCGUCCAGCCGAGGUGGCCAUCAUUAUAUUGACGUUCUCCGAAUACUUCAUCCGGCCGUUCAGCAUUUUGACUUCCAUGACGCCCGAAACUGAACAUACAGUGAAAAAAACUGUCAGCAUACUUGCACUCGGUAUCAUAACUUUUAUCAACUAUACUAGUGUCAAGUGUUUCAUAAAAAUCCAAAACGUGUUCACUAUAUGUAAAGUUACCGCCUGCAUAUUUGUCAUAAUAGGUGGAUUAUAUCAACUCUACCAGGGAAAUACUAAGAAUUUGAUGACCGGUUUCGAGGGCACGACGUUAUCUAUAGACACGCUCCCGAUAGCCUUUUACAGCGGCCUUUGGGCAUACGAUGGAUGGACGGCUACAACUGUGGUAUCCGAAGAAAUCAAGAAUCCUCAAAGAAACAUACUGCUCAGUAUUCUUUUGGCGGUACCGUUUGUCACAAUGAUUUAUGUUCUGAUGAACGUAUCGUACUUAACAGUCCUGUCGGUCGCGGAAAUGACUUCAGUCCAAGCGGUAGCGGUAGAAUUUGGAACUCGAGCAUUGGGAAGUUUUAGUUUUAUUAUUCCGCUCGGUGUAGCCAUGGCAACAUUUGGUUGUGCGCUCAGUGUCCAAUUUGGAAUAACCAGGUUAUGCUUCGCAGCGAGUAGAGAAGGUCAAAUGUUAGAAGUCUUCUCUUACGUGAGCGUAAAAAAGCUAACUCCCGCUCCCGCUGUAGUUUUACAGGGCUUGCUCACGUUAAUUUGUCUAUUGUGUGGAGACAUUGUGGUGUUAAUAGAGUUCGCUAGCUUUUUAGUGUGGAUGUUCUACGGUAUCUCCAUGGCGGCAUUGAUAGUGAUGCGUUAUACCAAGAGAGACGUUAAACGUCCAUUCAAAGUUCCAAUCAUAAUUCCGAUAUUCGUGCUCAUCGUGUCUACCGUUUUAUUCAUCACGCCCAUACUAAACGAUCCCAAGCCACAGUUUCUUAUUGGUCUGGUGUUUAUUCUGUCAGCGUUUUUGAUAUACAUUCCAUUCGUUUACCAGAAAAAGAGAUUAUCGAUUGUCGAUGACUUCACUAAGUUCAUUCAAUACUUGAUGGUAGUUGUGCCACCGGAGAAAGAUGAAGGUGGUGCCGAGGAAAAUCAUAGCGUGGAAGAUGACGAAGGUGAAACUGAAGCUCCCAUGAUCGCCGCGGUGGUGUGACAAUCGUUUUAAUAAUAAUAAUAACCUCGCUUCCGGAGUUCACGUUACUUCCGGAUGGUCGGGUUUUAUAUUACUAUACAUAAUAUGAUAUUAAUCAUUAAUUAAUUAUACGACUGUGGGAACGGAAUGCUAAUUUAAGAUUUAUUUUACGUCAUGCCCACGCGACACAUUAACGGCGAGUCUGUGAUAUUAGGAUUAACAAUUGUAUAGUCUGCUUAUAACUAUCCUCAAACCAGUCGUAUAUAUACUACAUUAAUAUUAUUAAGAAUAACACCACCUAAAUUGUAUUAAGGAAAAAGAAGUCAAUUACUACUUAUAUCAUAAUAGUUAAUAAGUAUAUUUACCUAACAUUAUGUUGUAGGUACUUAUAUAUAUAUAUAUUUAAAUUUAAAUUGUAUUUUUUAAAUUUAUUCAUCUUUUGUAUUAUUACUUAUUUAUUUAAAAUAUUUAUAUAAAAGGUUUUCGCCUGUGUCCUAUGUAUAUUUACUGAUAAUCGUUUGUAUACAAAUAGCAUAUAUUUUAUAAAUAAUGUGGUUCACAUUAGGAACGAUUUCAUUAUGGUUUUAUCAACAUUUUUUAUUUUUGAAUAAAAAUAUGUCCAAGAGACAAAAACAUUUUUUUAAUUUUUUAUGAAAUGUGUAUAGUUAUGAAUUUAAUAUCUCACAGCUUUUGGCUUGUAAAUGGUGAAUAGUUUAAUGUUAAAUUCUUGUAUGUAAAUAUAAAUAUUUAUUGUAAAAUAUAUUUUUUCGUUCUUUACUAUAAUUUAAUUUAUAUACAUAGGCGGACAUUUGAUUGAAUUUUUAGGGAGCUAUAAUAAUCCAAUAUAAAGUGACCUUCAGGGACUUCGCCCUCGCAAUCCCUUUCUAUACACAAGUAUAACAUAUUACCUUUGAUUUUGAGGGGAUAAACCCUCUAAGUCCCCCAGAUGUUCGUCUAUGUUUAUAUAUAGUUGACCAUCGCAUAUUUUAUAAUAAUAAAUAAUUAAUUCUGUUGUAAUAA
Molecule: messenger RNA, 2854 nt
Organism: Rhopalosiphum padi (bird cherry-oat aphid)
Lineage: Eukaryota; Metazoa; Arthropoda; Insecta; Hemiptera; Aphididae
Product: b(0,+)-type amino acid transporter 1-like
Exons: 13
Coding region: 341-1855 (504 amino acids)
Biological process (GO): amino acid transmembrane transport
Cellular component (GO): membrane
Molecular function (GO): L-amino acid transmembrane transporter activity
Source: RefSeq, a predicted model, not a curated record